This is a messenger RNA of Branchiostoma belcheri (Belcher's lancelet), 1374 nucleotides long. Its product is annotated as U11/U12 small nuclear ribonucleoprotein 48 kDa protein-like. The record is from RefSeq and is a predicted model, not a curated record. Gene Ontology annotation, cellular component: nucleoplasm; cytosol; U12-type spliceosomal complex. The coding region runs from base 168 to 1151 and encodes 327 amino acids. NCBI's taxonomy places the organism in Eukaryota, Metazoa, Chordata, Leptocardii, Amphioxiformes, Branchiostomatidae. The transcript is spliced from 9 exons.
UGGCCGUCGCGAUCUGAAAAUUGUUUUCAGGCGUGAGAAAAGGUCUUUCUUCUCCGUUUUUCUGACGUAAUGUAACGUCUGCGGCCUCACCAACACUGUUAUAGUAAUCAAGAGAAGCUCUGUUUUACAUAGGAACUUCCGAAAUUCGUAAGCUAACGUACAGAACCAUGCACGAGACGAGAGAAGACCAGCUGGCUGAACUGUCGUGUUACCUGGACGGUAGCAGCACCAGACUGAGCGGCGUUCUGCAGAGGCUCGGGUGGACGGACGAGAAAACAUCCGACGUUGACCUGGCGUUGUGUCCACUGAAUUCUGCACACCGCGUUCCACCGUCCAGCUUAGCAGACCAUGUGAGGGACUGCCGACUGGCCAAGGCUGGGUAUGAUGCUGAGGAGAGGGAGAGGAUGAAGGAGAGCUCUGAGUUCUACUACGCCAAGUCUACAUCUGUGGUGCCAGUCGUGGUCGACAGGGAGAUGCAGGAGAAGGUCAUCUCUCAGUGCCCUCCCUCAAGUUCAAGUCGGGAUCAGGGCAGAGACAGACAGACGACCAGUUUUACCCAGGCUGUGUCGUCUGCUUCAUCUGAAGAGAGGAGCCUUCCCCUGAGAGAUGAGGAACUGACAACUGCACAGAAACUGGCCAUGCACAACUAUGUGGUGCAGCAGGCCAGCAAAGCCAACAACAGAACAUCGGCCUUCUCAGCUGAAGACAGCUCUCUUACUGCAGACCUGGCGGAGACUGUGCAAAAACAAGAUGAUGACAGUAAAGGUCCGAAGAGUCACCUGGAGAUCCUGGCAGAGCUGAGGGACUACAAACGGCGGAGACAGUCUUACAGGGCCAAGAACGUCCACAUCACCAAGAGGUCAACUACAGAGGUGAUGAGGCAGGUUAUAGAGACUCAGAUGGAGAUGUUGGAGCAGAUGAACAGGGGGAGUAAUGACAGUGAAAGGAACAGCUCUGGCACUGACAACAGAUCCAGUGACAGAACCAGUUCCCCCGCUGUGAGAGUGGACUCUCCCAGACGGCAUGGCCGACCUGACAGCCCCAGACCGUACCAACGCCACCGCAGGGAGGAACGGCACUCCAAACACAAAAAGUCUCGAGACAAGAGCCGCAGUCGGAGUCCCAGUAGGAGGAAGAAACACAGACAUUAGAUUUGGGAAUAAUUUCAUCUGGUCAUCCCAGACUGUAUAAGGAGGUUCUUUAUUCAACAACCAGUGGAUUUCACAUCCGAUGUUUUGGUUGACUGCAUACCUAUCUAGUCCCAUGACCGACACUGGUCGUCGGGGGGACAAGGCAGACUUUGCAGCAGAGGUGUAGCCAGGUCUUCCUGUCUUGGGCUACCGUCAGGAGCUGUGGAAUGGUGAAGGACGUUUG